AUGGCUUAAGUGUUUAAUUCAAAGGUUAGCAUUAUCACAAAAUCAGAAAUAAGAUAUGAGGGUACAAUUUAUUAAAUUAAUCCUCAAUAACAAACGAUUGCAUUGAAGGAUGUCCGUUCAUUUGGAACGGAGGGAAGAAGACCUGAUCAUGAAAUACCCCCGAAUUAACAAAGCUAUGAUAUUUUGGUGUUCAAGGCAGCUGAAAUUAAAGGCUUCAAGACCUUGGAGGAGAACAAAUCUGAUGACAUCAAAUUCGAGAAUGUCAAAUAAGAUAAUUAAGUCUAAUAACCAUAAAAUCUCUAAGCACCAUAAAAUAUUGACUAAAUUGAACAAUAGUAAGAAUUAAGAGGGCAAUUCUAAAAUAAUUUCCCAUAAAAUCAAUAAAUAAAAUCUAAUGGAACAAAUCCUAGGGCUUUUGAUUUCGAUGAGAUGCUCCAAAAGGCUAAUGAAAUAGAGAAAAUUAAAAAGCAAGAGGGAAAACCUAAAUACAAUCCUACUUCGUUUUUCGAUUCUCUUUCUACAAGUACUCAAAAAUAAGAUAGAUAAACUCAACAAAGAAACUAAAAUCAGAUUGACACCGAUACGUUUGGCAAUUUUUAUAAAUAAAGAUAACAUAACAACAACAAUAAUAACAAUGGAUAAAGGAGAAAUAAUAACAACAACAACAAUAAUUACAAUAAUAAUAAUAAACAUAAUAACAAUUACAGAAGAAAAAACAAUGAUUAAUAAAGAGUUGUUUAUGUAGAAAAACAAUCUUUGGAAUAAUAUUAAUAAUAACCACAAUCACAAUAAUAGCAAUGA
Molecule: messenger RNA, 801 nt
Organism: Paramecium tetraurelia
Lineage: Eukaryota; Ciliophora; Oligohymenophorea; Peniculida; Parameciidae
Exons: 2
Molecular function (GO): RNA binding
Source: RefSeq, a predicted model, not a curated record